CCCGGAGCGGGGCCCGUGGAGGCGCGCGGGGAGGCGGCCGCUCCGGAGCUCGGGGCAGGGCAAGCGGGGAACCGGCCGGCUCCGGGGCGGGAAUCGUCGCCCUAAACUUCCUGCUCCGCGAUGACCGCUCAAGUGCUGGGAUUUUUACGCAACUGGACUCCCCUCCCCCUGGCAUCCCCGCGGGAUCCGGCCGCCGCCGCCAAUGACGCUGGCGACCCCGCUGCUCCGACGCCGGGCGGGGAGGGCGAGCCCCGCAGCCGGCCCCGCGACGCGCGCCUGGACAGCGCCGAUAAGGGGGGGAAGACCGAAAGCGCCGCCACGGGCAGCGCCCCGACGGCGCUGGGGACGCCGCGGGCCCAAGUUAUGGAUGCAGCGAGCGGCCCCCGGGGCCUCCCCAGGCCCUGCCGCGUGCUGGUGCUGCUGAACCCGCGCGGUGGCAAGGGCAAGGCCCUGCAGCUCUUCCGCAGCCACGUGCAGCCCCUGCUGGAGGAAGCCGAAGUCUCCUUCAGGCUGACGCUCACGGAGCGGCGGAACCACGCGCGGGAGCUGGUGCGCGCCGAGGAGCUGGGCCGCUGGGACGCGCUGGUGGUCAUGUCCGGAGAUGGGCUGAUGCACGAGGUGGUGAACGGGCUCAUGGAGCGGCCGGACUGGGAGACCGCCAUCCGGAAGCCGCUGUGUAGCCUCCCAGCAGGCUCCGGCAACGCGCUGGCCGCUUCUCUGAACCACUAUGCCGGCUACGAGCAGGUGACCAACGAAGACCUCCUCACCAACUGCACCCGGCUGCUGUGCCGCCGGCUGCUGUCGCCCAUGAAUCUGCUGUCGCUGCACACGGCCUCCGGGCUGCGCCUCUUCUCCGUGCUCAGCCUGGCCUGGGGCUUCAUAGCCGACGUGGACCUGGAGAGCGAGAAGUACCGGUGCCUGGGGGAGAUGCGCUUCACGGUGGGCACCUUCAUGCGCCUGGCUGCCCUGCGCACCUACCAGGGCCGCCUGGCCUACCUCCCAGUGGGCAGGGCCCCCUCGGAGGGGGCCCCCUCCCCGACGCGGGUGCAGCAGGGCCCCAGGGACGGGCACCUCGUUCCCCUGGAGGAGCCGGUGCCCUCCCACUGGACGGUGGUGCCCAGCCAGGACUUCGUGCUGGUGCUGGCCCUGCUGCACUCACACCUGGGCAGCGAGAUGUUCGCGGCCCCCAUGGGCCGCUGCGCGGCAGGCGUCAUGCACCUGUUCUACGUGCGAGCGGGCGUGUCUCGGGCCUCGCUGCUGCGCCUCUUCCUGGCCAUGGAGAAGGGCAAGCACAUGGAGCAGGGCUGCCCCUACCUGGUACACGUGCCCGUGGUCGCCUUCCGCCUGGAGCCCAAGAACGGGGAGGGCGUGUUUGCCGUGGACGGGGAGCUGGUGGUCAGCCAAGCUGUGCAGGGCCAGGUGCACCCAAACUGCUUCUGGGUGGUCAGUGACUGUGUGCAGUCCCCACCCAGCCGGGAGCCCUUGUGAGUCCUCGGGAUUUGUGCCUUUGUCUGCUGGGUCUGUGCUCAGUUCAGGACCCUCCCUCCUUCCCCAGCGCUGGGGGUGGUCUGUGCGACUCCUGGAGAAGAGCAGGCGGUGCUGGCUGUGCUUUGGGGAGGGCAGGUUCCGCCUGCCGACGGCCAGAAACUCAGCUGGCUGGGCCAGUUGCCUGGGGAAGGCGCUCGGUUCUGAGCCCACCCCACGAAUCAGAUCCGAAUAAAAUGACGU
Molecule: messenger RNA, 1728 nt
Organism: Lepus europaeus (European hare)
Lineage: Eukaryota; Metazoa; Chordata; Mammalia; Lagomorpha; Leporidae
Gene: SPHK1
Product: sphingosine kinase 1
Exons: 6
Coding region: 121-1488 (455 amino acids)
Biological process (GO): sphingosine biosynthetic process; negative regulation of apoptotic process; cellular response to growth factor stimulus
Cellular component (GO): cytoplasm; intracellular membrane-bounded organelle; membrane
Source: RefSeq, a predicted model, not a curated record